This is a messenger RNA of Phoenix dactylifera (date palm), 453 nucleotides long. The record is from RefSeq and is a predicted model, not a curated record. Lineage: Eukaryota; Viridiplantae; Streptophyta; Magnoliopsida; Arecales; Arecaceae.
AUGAACAGAGCUUUCAAUUUCGGCGACACUACCAUGUAUGUCAGUGCUUUGCUCAAGGGGAGAGGUUUGGAAGCAUCGGCAAGGUUUGUGGCUCCCAUUAGUGUCCACCUUCACGUCUACGAGUUCUGUGAUGGAGCACUUCUAGCAGGAGAGCUCAACGUAUACGUUUUCGGUGUUAGCCUGGAUGCCUUACUUGCUGGAGUUGAAGAGCUGGAGAUAAACGUCGAGAUAUGUAUCCACGAGGCUUUCGUCAAGGCGCUGGAGGUAGUGAAGUACAAUGGUGUUGGAACUAAGUUUCAAGAGAACGGGUUCUCGAUAUGCUUGGAGGAGUUUGAGUUUGAGAUGGAAGUGACUCAAAUGCCUUGCAAGCACGUCUUCCAUGGUGGCCGCCUCACUCAGUGGCUGGAGAGAAGUCAUCUUUGCCAACUCUGCCAUUAUGAGAUGGCCAUCUAA